AUGAAUUCACUUUAUGAACUAGACGCUAAAUGGAGGAAACUUCUGAACUUGGACAACUUUUUGAAUGGUUUGACGGUGCAUGAGUUUGUUGAAGAGAUCAGUAACGAAAACUCGUUAAAGGAUGGAGCUGCACACACUGGAACAUGGGAACACUUGAAUCCCAAACCCUACAUAAGGACAUUUGAAUCAACUGUGAAAGAGCUGCAAAGAUUGAACACAGAUGCCGAAAGCAGAAGAGGUCAAUUGGAACAAGGAGUCGCGAAAUAUGAACUAUUGCAUGCUCAAAGAGUUUUGCAACUGAAAGGUAAUCUUGAGACUAUAGUCAAGGACAGCAAUGUUUUGGACAGCGAAUUGACAAAUGUAACACAGGUGGUUUCCCCGCUCGGUGAAAAACUCGAGAAAUCUAUCAAACGGAAAAACAUGUAUGCCAAGUCCGUUGAGCUAAUUUCGUACUAUGCAGCGUUCCAUGCCGAUGGACUUUCUUCACAGUUGGAAGCACUGAGAACAUCUAAAAACUGGAAAUCCAGGGCUAGAGCCUCUAUCCUGGUGAAAAACUUGCUUAUACUCACGCGAAAAGUGGAAACAAAGUCUGUGCCCAGAACAAUCGGAACUACGGCACUGAUAGAGGACUAUGCUCAAAAGUUAGAGACAGAAUUUCUUGCCGAAUUCAACACCGCUUAUCGUGAAAAUGACUUUGACCAGUUGACAGAAAUCGCUAUCCUUCUCAACCGCUACAAUAAUGGUUUAAAUGUUAUCCAAAGUUUCAUAAACCAGCACGAAUACUUCAUGGGCGUCGACAACGACGACUUUACUUUUGAUGAAGCGUUCAAAACAAAGCUGACCGAUCCGGACUAUCAUGCGAUCUCCUACGAUACACAAAUGGUUCACAUUCUGGAUGAAAUAGAAACUCUAGUCAAAAAUGAGUCCAAAGUAGUCAAGCGGGUUUUUGAAAGCAGAUGUGCAUUUGUUUUACAGUUGCUUAUCCAAAAGAUCUUUUUGCAGAAAAUCGAACCGCGUGUAGAAACACGCCUCAAUGCUGCACUAUCGCUUUCAGGCUUGGCGUACGUUAGAAUGCUACAUGGUUUAUUUUCACUGCUCAACCAACUUGUCAAGGAUCUAACGGAGUUUUUUCGGCUUGGCGACAUUGAAGACAAUGGAGAUUUAACUUCUGCCCUCGAGCGCUCUUUCAAUGAUCUGUUUGCAAAGACAAUAUACGACAGAACCAAGUAUUUCGAUUUGGAAAAAAGAAGCUUGGAACUUGCUUUGGCUCAUAAGACCUCAAAGUUCUGUUUGGGUCAUGAGAAGGAGAUUUAUGCCAGAACCUUGAGUACAAAACUAAUGAAUGGUACUUCGUUCGCAAAUGAUUUGGCCUUCCAAGAAUCAGGCCCCACUUCUAACGGCAAGCUAUCCCAGAUAAACAAUUUCUUGAAAAAUCAAUUAGAGCGAGAAAAGAGGAGACUCAACAGCGCGGAUAGCUCGAUGAGCCCUCUCCCCGCCGGGAAAACGUCGAAUGGCUUUGACGAAGCCUCAAAGGGUCAAGAAUUCUCUCUACAAAGUAUAGACGGUAUGCUGAAAUGCGCCAUCGAGUCGGUCGCACGCAUCUUGGAACUGGUCCCAAGUAAAGCGAAUGAGUACACAUUCGAGAUAGUCGAAGUAUUGCUGAUGGGAACGGUGAACUCCUACGUUGAAUGCGGGCUCGAGGUGUCGUUCUCGCAAAUGACGGAGCAAGACCUUAUCCGAAAUUCAGAGUUAGACAUGUCAUAUUUCCACUACAUCUCCAGAGCCUCGGAAAUGCUAAGUCUCAUCUCUGCUUCGAUAAAGACUGUGGUCUUGCCGCUUUUUGUAAAUGCACCGGAGGUCAAGAAAGCGGUCAUAAUGAUAUCAAACCACCAUCUCAAGAGGUGUGAACUGCUUAUGAACAUUAUCGUAGACGAGACAAUACUCGCGUUUACGCAAAGGUUCCUGGCUUCUUUAGCCAAACAGAAAAAACGAGAUUUUUUACCGAAAACCCAGGACAUACUCGAUCACGAUACGCUUCCUGCUUCUGAGAUAGUAAGGGAUCUCAACACACUUUAUGCACAGGUACGUCGGUACUUGAAAAACGAAAACUUGCAGAGCUUCCUACUACAAAUUGGUAGCACUCUCUCCCGUCUUUUAUUCGAACACUACAAAAAGUUCCAGGUGAGUUCUGUGGGAGGUAUCAUUCUCACUAAAGACAUCAUCGGUAUUCAAACAGCAGUAGAGGAGUGGUCCGUUGAUGGACUUAUUGAUGAUUUUGCGACAUUGAGAGAACUGGCAAAUCUUUUCACAGUGCAGCCCGAAGAAUUGAAUUCGUUGACGGAUGAGGGUCAUCUAGCAACGCUGGAUCGAAGAAUCAUUUCUGCUUAUGUGGAUAAGCGUGACGAUUUUAACCAAAACAGUUUUGUGAGCAAAAUAGGCCUAUCCUAG
Molecule: messenger RNA, 2448 nt
Organism: Lachancea sp. 'fantastica'
Lineage: Eukaryota; Fungi; Ascomycota; Saccharomycetes; Saccharomycetales; Saccharomycetaceae
Source: the annotation of a GenBank genome assembly